AUGGCGGAAGAUUUGGUGUUGGACACGGCGAUCAGAGAUUGGGUAUUGAUACCGUUAUCAGUGGUUAUGGUGCUCAUAGGAAUCCUACGAUACUUCGUCUCCAAGCUCAUGCGCUCAUCUCAGUUACCAGAUGCUAAAAUCGUCAAAGAAGGGCAGGUGAUUAUUAGGGCAAGGAAUUUGAGAGCCGGCGCUAAUUUUAUUCCUGCAAAGUCGUUUCGAACACGACGGCUUUAUUAUAGUAACGAGGAAAAUGGGUUGCUUUUUGUUCCUAAAGACCAAGUUCAGAAUGCACAGGCACAAAUGUUUUCUGAUCCUAACAUGGCUAUGGAUAUGAUGAAGAAAAAUCUCUCAAUGAUCAUACCUCAGACUCUUACUUUUGCAUGGGUUAACUUCUUCUUCUCUGGGUUCGUAGCAGCAAAGAUACCUUUUCCGUUAACUCAGAGGUUCAGGUCAAUGUUACAAAAUGGAAUUGAUUUGAGUACUGUUGAUGUGAGCUAUGUUAGUAGUCGCUCAUGGUACUUCCUCAAUCUCUUUGGUUUGAGGGGUUUGUUUAGUCUCAUUCUUGGAGAGGAAAAUGCUAUGGAUGAUACCCAACGUAUGAUGCAAAUGGGUGGAUUUGGUUUUGACCCCUCAAAGAGUUUGGGUGCAGAAAAGGACAGUUUAGACAUAAUACAGCAUGAAUGGGCAUUGCCUAAGUUUGAGCAGCGAGCUGAAGCUGUCUUGAGGAAACUCGUCGCCUGAGGAUAAUGACUAAUGUAGUCGCCUACUCUAUUUAGCGGAGCCACGUUGGACAGUGCUUCUCGUCGAUCUUUGAUAUGGUUGCCUGUCACCAAAGUUAAUCAGAGCAAAUCACUUCCUUUCUAUAUUGCAUGUAUGGAGCAGUAAAACUCAACUGAUGUCACUGCUCUGUUGGCUUUUGUCAUCACAAGAGUAUAUUUUCACUUCAGAGUGUUGAAUAACAACAAAUAUUCGUAAUUGAUAGUUGUGUACUAGUGUGAAUGUUUUGGGAAUCUGAUGUUCUGAUGUCUGUCACUACCAA
Molecule: messenger RNA, 1039 nt
Organism: Ipomoea triloba (trilobed morning glory)
Lineage: Eukaryota; Viridiplantae; Streptophyta; Magnoliopsida; Solanales; Convolvulaceae
Product: ER membrane protein complex subunit 3-like
Exons: 8
Coding region: 1-741 (246 amino acids)
Biological process (GO): protein folding in endoplasmic reticulum
Cellular component (GO): EMC complex; membrane
Source: RefSeq, a predicted model, not a curated record